AUGGCUGCUGCUUUAUAUGAUAUUCAUGAUGGCACAUGGUUACCUACCAUCAUCGAUCAAUUAUGGUGCCCAACAUGUUCCUCCCAAACGGAAGAUGUUCCUUUUUGUGAAACGUGUCAACGAAUAUUUCUGCUCCUAGUAGAAAAUCUUCCUGAUAAUGACCAAUCGAAAUCAAUAACGUCUCGUUCUCAAUAUACAAGAAACGACAAAACUAAAAAUGAGCAAUUGGAUGUAUAUGAUCAAUCAAAAACUACUUCAAAUAAGACACAUUUUAUCGACGAUCAAUUUCCUCAUUCAGCACGAUUUAUUGGGUCAGACUCAUUCACACAAGUUUCCAAAUGGCUACGAAUAUCAAAUGUUGCUCCAUCAUCUGAUAGUGAUCGUAAAUUAUCAUGGACAAUAUUUUCGUCACCUACACCGAGUGAUAUUCAACAAGGUGCUUUAGGCAAUUGUUGGUUAGUAGCUGCUUUAGCUUUGAUUUCUGAACGACCUCGUUUACUUGAACACAUUCUUCUUACAAAAACAGUCAAUAAUGAAGGUGUUUAUCUAGUACGCAUUUGUCAUAAUGGUUUGUGGAAAACAAUUAUUGUUGAUGAUUACUUUCCAUGCACAAAACAUAACCAGCUAGUCUUUACUCAAGCCAAGCGUCGUCAAUUGUAUGUUCCGUUGAUCGAAAAAGCAUGUGCAAAACUAUUUGGCUCGUAUGCCGCUCUAAGAAGUGGAAAUAUGCGUGAAGGUCUUCAAUUAUUGACUGGAGCACCAUGUGAUUAUAUUGAUCUUAAACCAUCGGAUACUACACUUGAUGAUGAUAUUAUCUGGGCUAAACUUAUAUCUGCUUGCGAAUUAAAAUUAUUGAUUGGAGUAUCAUCAGGUGGAACUGGUGUGAGCUCAGAAGAAUAUGCUCGUGUUAAUAUUCAUGAUAAUCAUGCUUUUUCUGUCCUUGCUGCAAAUGCACUCGGCAGUAAAUCAUCUCGAUUUGUGCUUGUUCGUGAUCCUCAUUCUCAUUCAGAUUAUCGAGAAAAAUCAGUGGCAGAUAGUGUUCUCAAACAAUUACAUUUAGUUAAUCCUGCGCAACGUUCUACAGGUGCUUUUUGGAUAUCAUGGCCUCGAUUUCUUCGUUAUUUUUCAUCAUUAACUAUUUCAACUUAUGAUAGUGAUCUAUUUGAUAUACGUGAACAAGGUAAAUUUACUCAAUCAUGUACUCAAUCUGUUAUGACUUAUCAUUUUCAUGUGCCAAAAACGUCAUUCAUCAACAUAAGUUUGAUAUAUCAUCGGCAUGAUCGAAAAACACAUAGUUCUCAUACUCAGUCAUUCGUUCUAUGCGAUGCUGAUGAAUUAACAUCAACUGGUACUGUCGGUAAACGAGAGACUAUAUUGAUAUGUAAACGUGGAGGUUUCACAUAUUGGACAGGAUCAUUACAAGCUGGUUAUUAUGUACUUAUACCUUUCUCUAUUAGUUUCUGGCAGCAUAAUAAACAAAAUAGAGAUUUUACGCUUGUCAUACAUUCAAGUGUUCAACUUGAUUUAACUAUGAAAUAUAAACCAGCAACAUUUCUUGCUGACUGCCUAAUUUCAGCUGUUAUAAAAAAUUCCAAAAAGAAACAGGGCAAAGAUGCUGUAUUUUAUACAACAUCUGGCAAAUUAGGAAUGAAGAUAUUCAUCGUCGAGAAUGUAUCAAUAAAAAAUUAUCUAAGUUUGGAUAUCGAUGUACAGCUGGCAAAAAAUGUUCGUCAUUCUCGCUUGAUUAAGUUUCCUAAUAGCACUCAUGAUUGUAUUCCACCACGACACCGUCAAGUGAUAUGUAUUACAGAAUGGAUUGAUAAACAUGGAGAAUCGGCUUGUUUGGAUUAUAAGUAUUCGCAUCAACAUGAAAACCAAGCGACUGAUCCAAGACCACCAAUUAAUAUUUCUCAAUACGACAUGCACUCACCACGAGGAUUUUAG
Molecule: messenger RNA, 1944 nt
Organism: Rotaria sp. Silwood2
Lineage: Eukaryota; Metazoa; Rotifera; Eurotatoria; Philodinida; Philodinidae
Source: the annotation of a GenBank genome assembly